UGCCUCGUAAAGUCGAAACCCUCCAAGGAACUCCAAUAUUGAACAUUGUAAAGUUUCGGCCACCACCCUUUGGUCGUGGAUGACAGGUCGAUAUUCGACAAUCGGCAUCCAUUCAGUGAGCAUUUCGUGCAUUUCAUCGCCAUCUGCUCGUUGGCGGUCUUCAGUACGUCCGCCUCAGGAGGGAAUACGUCCGUCAUACCCUUAUGUAGGAUGAUGCAGGAGGCCAAUCGCUCCGUCCCCAAAUGACGCUAACACGACACAUUGUAAAAUUGCUUGAUCGCUUGAUCAAUCAUGCCCUUUGACUCUUUGGUCCAGACCCCUUGUGCACUGGGAGCAUCAUGGAUCUUUCCGUGCAUCGUGUUGCUCUUACAACGCUGCAAAGGCUCUCCAAAAGAUCCGCGUCUACAACUGCAGUUUGAGGGACAAUCAAUGACGUCUGAGACUGGCAUAUGUUCCUUUACUGACAAAAAUGGUUUGCUAUGCCUAGACGAGCAAUGCAUCAGAUUAGGAGAAGUGGGCAGCAAGCGUCGCUUUCAGGGCACACUGGUGAGCUGCUGGCUUGCUUGGCUGCAUCUGUACCGAGUGCAAGCACUUCGUCCUGCUACGCAGACAGGCAGUUGUCCGUCGUUCCCGGGUACUGACUGCUGUCGAGCCUAGCCUUCCCAGGGCAGCUGGCUGAAUGCUUGGCGAGCUCUUCACAAAGCAUAGCCCAGCACGCCGAAGCUUUUGGGCUUUGCACUAGACAAUG
Messenger RNA from Tilletiaria anomala UBC 951, 748 nucleotides. RefSeq lists its product as uncharacterized. The coding region runs from base 292 to 657 and encodes 121 amino acids. Lineage: Eukaryota; Fungi; Basidiomycota; Exobasidiomycetes; Georgefischeriales; Tilletiariaceae. The record is from RefSeq and is a predicted model, not a curated record. The transcript has a single exon.